Messenger RNA from Propithecus coquereli (Coquerel's sifaka), 3634 nucleotides. RefSeq names its product Rho GTPase activating protein 39 (gene ARHGAP39). Gene Ontology annotation, cellular component: cytoplasm; cytoskeleton. The transcript has 11 exons. Lineage: Eukaryota; Metazoa; Chordata; Mammalia; Primates; Indriidae. Gene Ontology annotation, molecular function: GTPase activator activity; protein binding. Gene Ontology annotation, biological process: signal transduction. The record is from RefSeq and is a predicted model, not a curated record. Bases 1 to 3345 code for a protein of 1114 amino acids.
AUGGCAAUGUCCCAGGCACAGGAUUACGAAUGCAGGAGUCAUAAUGCCGACGUGCAGGAGUCGAGGAUUUCGGGAUCGAGCACUAGGCUGGAGUGGGUGGAGAUCAUUGAGCCCCGCACCCGGGAGCGCAUGUACGCCAACCUGGUCACGGGGGAGUGCGUGUGGGACCCUCCAGCCGGCGUCCGCAUCAAGCGCACCAGCGAGAACCAGUGGUGGGAGCUCUUCGACCCUAACACGUCGCGCUUCUACUACUACAAUGCCAGCACGCAGCGGACCGUGUGGCACCGGCCGCAGGGCUGCGACAUCAUCCCACUGGCCAAGCUGCAGACCCUGAAGCAGAACACGGAGUCCCCGCGCGCCUCUGCGGAGAACAGCCCAGGGCGCGGCAGCAGCGUCAGCCGUGAGGGCAGCACCAGCUCGUCCCUGGAGCCCGAACCAGAUGGAGAGAAGGCACAGGAGCUGCCCUCGAGGGUGGGGCGGCCAGCGGCCUUCACGAGGGAGGAGAGCGGCAGUUCUUCACCACCAGCAGUGUUCCUUGAGAAGGACUAUGAAAUUUACCGGGAUUACAGUGCUGAUGGCCAGCUUCUUCACUACAGGACCUCCUCGCUCCGGUGGAACUCAGGCACCAAGGAGCGUGUGCUCAUCAAGGUGGCUGACCGUGAGCCCAGCUUCCUUGCCCCCCAGGGCAAUGGCUGCCCCCCAGACAGCCAACCUGGGGGCCGCUCCCGCAGACCCUCUGGCAGCCAGCACUCGCCCAGCCUGCAGACCUUCUCCCCAGAGGCCGAUGGCACCAUCUUCUUCCCAGAGAGGAGGCCAUCCCCCUUCCUAAAGAGGGCCGAGCUCCCCGGGAGCUGUUCCCCGCUGCUGGCCCAGCCCCGAAAACCCUCCAGUGACUCGCAGCCCUCCUCCCCACGCUACGGCUAUGAGCCGCCCCUCUACGAGGAGCCCCCAGUGGAAUACCAGGCUCCCAUCUAUGACGAGCCCCCCAUGGACGUGCAGUAUGAGGCCAGUGGAAGCUUCCAGGCCAGCUCGCCCCAGAGGUCGCCGGGACGCAAGCCCCGCGCCUUCCUGCCAUCGUCCAAGCAGGCGCCCCCCUCACCCUGCCAGCAGCUAGUGCUGACCAAACAGAAGUGCCCGGAGCGCUUCAUGAGCCUGGAAUACAGCCCCGCAGGCAAGGAGUAUGUGCGGCAACUGGUGUAUGUGGAGCAGGCGGGCUCCAGCCCCAAGCUGCGUGCCGGCCCCCGGCACAAGUACACACCCAACCCUGGGGGCGGCUCCUACUCCCUGCAGCCCAGCCCCUGCCUGCUGAGGGACCAGCGACUGGGCGUCAAGUCCGGAGACUAUAGCACCAUGGAGGGGCCCGAGCUCCGGCCUGGCCCAGUGCACACACCACUGCCGCAGGCCCAGGAGGACACCAUGUCCUGGUCCAGCCAGCAGGACACCAUGUCAUCCACUGGCUACUCCCCAGGCACGCGCAAGAGGAAGAGCAGAAAGCCCUCUCUGUGCCAGGCCCCUAACACCCCUGCCACCGAUGGCCCAGGGGACCUGCUCCGUGAGCAGCCCCUGGCAGAGGAACGGCCCCCCUGUGGGCCCAGCCUCGCCCCAGUGAAGCUCGCAGAGGGCGAGGCAGAUGGACUGCGGGGCACUGCCGAGCCCUUCCUGGCACAAGCGCGGCUGGCCUGGGAGGCACAGCAGGUCCACUUCCACAUGAAGCAGAGGAGCAGCUGGGAUUCCCAGCAGGACGGCUCGGGCUAUGAGAGCGACGGCGCCUUGCCGUUGCCCAUGCCUGGGCCUGUGGUGCGCGCCUUCAGCGAGGACGAGGCCCUGGCCCAGCAGGAGAGCAGGCACUGGAAGAGGAGCACCUUCGAGAAGCUCGGCUUCCCACAGAUCCUGCUCGAGAAGAGCAUCUCCGUGCAGACCAAUCUGGCCUCACCGGAGCCUUACCUCCACCCCUCACAGUCUGAGGACCUCGGUGCCUGUGCCCAGUUUGAGAGCAGCCGGCAGAGCCGCAGUGUGAUGCCCAGCUCCAGCUGCGUCUUCCCCACCUUCACGCUGCGCAAGCCCUCCUCGGAGACAGACAUUGAGAACUGGGCCUCCAAGCACUUCAACAAGCACACCCAGGGCCUCUUCCGGCGGAAGGUGUCCAUCGCCAACAUGCUAGCCUGGAGCAGCGAGUCCAUCAAGAAGCCCAUGAUCGUGACCAGCGACCGGCAUGUGAAAAAGGAGGCCUGCGAGCUCUUUAAGCUGAUCCAGAUGUACAUGGGCGACCGGCGGGCCAAGGCGGACCCACUGCACGUGGCCCUGGAGGUCGUCACCAAGGGCUGGAGCGUGCAGGGCCUGCGGGACGAGCUCUACAUCCAGCUGUGCCGGCAGACCACUGAGAACUUCCGCCUUGAGAGCCUGGCCCGUGGGUGGGAGCUCAUGGCCAUUUGCCUGGCCUUCUUCCCACCCACGCCCAAGUUCCACUCCUACCUGGAGGGCUACAUCUACCGGCACAUGGAUCCCGUCAACGACACCAAAGUGACACAGCACAUAAAAGCGCUCCUGGAAAGAAACACUAAGAAGAAGUCCAAACUGAGAAAGAAACCCAAGCCUUAUGUUGAAGAGCCGGAUGGGGUGGCGAUAAGCACAUAUGCCAAGUACUGUUACCACAAGCUACAGAAGGCAGCCCUGACGGGGGCCAAGAAGGGGCUAAAGAAGCCCAACGUGGAAGAGAUCCGGCAUGCCAAGAAUGCCGUGUUCAGCCCGUCCAUGUUCGGCAGCGCGCUGCAAGAGGUCAUGAGCAUGCAGAAGGAGCGCUACCCUGACCGGCAGCUGCCCUGGGUACAGACUCGGCUCUCUGAGGAGGUGCUGGCGCUCAACGGUGACCAGACAGAGGGCAUCUUCAGGGUCCCUGGGGACAUCGAUGAGGUGAAUGCCCUGAAGCUGCAGGUGGACCAGUGGAAGGUGCCUGUGGGCCUGGAGGACCCCCACGUCCCUGCGUCACUGCUGAAGCUCUGGUACCGAGAACUGGAGGAGCCCCUGAUCCCGCAUGAGUUCUAUGAGCAGUGCAUUGCGCACUGUGACAGCCCGGAGGCUGCCGUGUCCGUGGUGCACGCGCUGCCCCGCAUCAACCGCAUGGUGCUGUGCUACCUCAUCCGCUUCCUCCAGGUGUUCGUGCAGCCUGCCAAUGUUGCCAUCACCAAGAUGGACAUCAGCAACCUGGCCAUGGUGAUGGCACCCAACUGCCUGCGCUGCCAAUCUGAUGACCCACGCGUCAUCUUUGAGAACACCCGCAAGGAGAUGUCCUUCUUGCGAGUGCUUAUCCAACACCUGGACACCAGCUUCAUGGAGGGUGUGCUGUAGCAAGUGGGCAACCGAGGACCGGUGGGCUGGGGCAGAGUGGUGCUCGGUGCACCUGGGCAGGUGGGGAGCACGAGGGUGGGGGGUAAUGUCCCAGCUGGGAGGUAGCAUGCCAGUCUUCGCCCUUUGCCCACCCAGGCCACCGCCCCCCCACCCCAACAGAAUCCUGUACUUGCCUCUCUAAGCAAAGGGGCCAGAAUCCCUGGCCCCAGCCUUGGAACUCCCCUACUCUCCCCAACCCAGGCCCUUGGCCCCAGGCGCUCCCCACGUCUCCUUCCUGGUCUGAGGGUGC